Messenger RNA from Egretta garzetta (little egret), 1359 nucleotides. RefSeq names its product gamma-aminobutyric acid receptor subunit pi-like. Gene Ontology annotation, molecular function: GABA-A receptor activity; extracellular ligand-gated monoatomic ion channel activity; neurotransmitter receptor activity. The transcript has 9 exons. Gene Ontology annotation, biological process: signal transduction; monoatomic ion transmembrane transport; chemical synaptic transmission. The record is from RefSeq and is a predicted model, not a curated record. Gene Ontology annotation, cellular component: synapse; GABA-A receptor complex; membrane. NCBI's taxonomy places the organism in Eukaryota, Metazoa, Chordata, Aves, Pelecaniformes, Ardeidae. The coding region runs from base 1 to 1359 and encodes 452 amino acids.
AUGACGCUGGCAGCCUCGCCAGCUAACAGCAGCUUCGCCGCAGAGACCCUGCUGCUCUCGGUGAAUAACCCGGGAAGGCCCACACGAGCGUCAAUGCAAAUUCCUGAAGCUGAAGGAAAAGGUGAAAUUCUACCUCCAACUAUCCAAAAAAUAAUAAAAGGAUACAACAAGUAUCUACGUCCAUUUUUUGAUAAUGGUCCUGUGUCAGUUGGAAUGAGCCUGGAUAUUGCAAGCAUUGAUACGAUAUCAGAAAUAAAUAUGGACUACACGGCUACCAUAUUUCUAAGGCAGCGAUGGACUGAUGAGAGACUUUGUUUCGAUGGCAAUAAGAGUUUAAGCUUAGAUGGUCGCCUUGUGGAAAUGCUUUGGGUACCAGAUACCUUCAUAGUUGAUUCAAAGAAGUCUUUUCUUCAUGAUAUCACUGUUGAGAAUCGUCUUAUAAGAAUAUACCCUAAUGGAACAGUCUUGUAUGCUCUACGGAUCACCACAACUGUUGCAUGUAGCAUGGAUCUAAGCAAAUAUCCCAUGGAUAAGCAGACGUGUACUUUGCAACUGGAAAGCUGGGGUUAUAACAUCAAUGAUGUGAUGUUUUACUGGACCAGAGGAAAUGAUUCAGUUCGAGGUUUGGACACGCUCCGACUGGCACAAUACACAGUAGAAGACCACUUUACCUCGGUGUCCGAAGCGGUGUAUGAGACAGGUCAUUACCCAAAGCUAGUGUUUCACUUUGAACUCAAGAGAAACAUCUUGUAUUUCAUACUAGAGACAUAUGUACCAUCAAUCCUACUGGUUGUACUCUCCUGGGUAUCGUUUUGGAUAAGCCAGUCAUCAGUUCCAGCCAGAAUCUGCAUAGGUGUUACCACAGUCCUCACGAUGACAACACUGAUGAUGGGAGCCAGGACUUCACUCCCAAAUGCUAAUUGCUUUAUUAAGGCAAUUGAUGUGUACCUCGGUAUCUGCUUCAGUUUCAUCUUUGGCGCACUGUUAGAGUAUGCCGUGGCUCACUUCUGCACUCUGCAUCGCCUCAGUUCAAAGGAACUUCCAAAGGAGGAGGAUGAAGAGGCUGAAGAAGAGAGGAAUGGCGCCCUGGCAGUGGUUGCUAACAGUCGCGGUGCCCCUGACAAUACCAACAGGAUCGAUUCAAACAAGAGCCGCAAAACCAGCAUUGAUGGGAAAAGGGAGAGAAGUAAACACAGUGGGUGUAGUUCACCAAUGUCAGUGAUGAAAAAACUUUGCUGUAUCUUUGAUUGCUUCCAUGUUAAAAAUCCUUACCACAUAGACAACUAUGCCAGGUUUUCUUUCCCUUUAUCAUUCAUCAUAAUUAAUGUAUUUUAUUGGGUAUAUUAUUUGUAUUUCUAA